Messenger RNA from Cyphellophora attinorum, 1683 nucleotides. Its product is annotated as Liver carboxylesterase B-1. The coding region runs from base 1 to 1683 and encodes 560 amino acids. NCBI's taxonomy places the organism in Eukaryota, Fungi, Ascomycota, Eurotiomycetes, Chaetothyriales, Cyphellophoraceae. The record is from RefSeq and is a predicted model, not a curated record. The transcript is spliced from 6 exons.
AUGGCUGUUUGGAAUCUUUGCGCAUUUGCACUCUUCGCUCGCCUCACCCUCGCGGCUCCUGCACAGGAAUGGGGUCCGAACGACCCUUCCGUCAUUGAGACGUCUUCUGGGCUCGUUUCACCGCUGAUUGACAGCGUGUACCCAGAUGUUUACCAGUAUCUGGGCAUGCCGUUCGCGCAACCGCCUCUUGGUCAGCUUCGGUUCGCGCCUCCUCAACCAGUACACCCAAGUAAUGGCACGAUCCGUUCGACGAUGCCUCCAGGCUGCUACCAACUCACAGGAGCGGAGGACAUCUUUGAUGUUCUUGAACCAGGAUUCGGCCAGCAGGGUCAGCAAAGUGAAGACUGCUUGAAGCUCAACCUUUUUCGGCCUAUGCAUCCAACGACUCAGUCCUUGCCCGUCCUUAUCUUCGUUUACGGCGGCGGAUUUGUUCAGGGCGGUAUUAAUGAGACCUAUGAGCAACCCACACCUUGGGUUCAAGCCAAGCAGAAUUUGAUUGUGGUGAAUAUUCAAUACCGGUUAAACAUCUUUGGCUUCCCGAACAGCGCUGCUCUUCAGCAAAACAAUCUUGGCCUACAGGACAUACGUGCUGCGGUGGAAUGGGUACGGGAUAAUGUACAGGCUUUUGGCGGGGAUCCCAGUCGGAUUACCCUCUGGGGCCAGUCCGCCGGGAGCAUUGCGACUAAUGCAUGGACAUAUUCGUACCUGAAUGAUCCUAUUGUCUCAGGCACUAUCAGCACCUCGGGAACUGCACUUGCACCACGUGAAGGAUGGCAAGCAUUGGACUCUGCGCAGAACAACUUCACAUUUGUUGCCGGAAAGUUAGGCUGCUUUGGAGACCCGGCUAGUGUACUUGGCUGUAUGCGCCAGCAGCCCGCAAUCUUGAUUAAGGACACACUCAAGAACUACACCAGCAGUUCCAUGCUAUCUUUCCAGCCUGUCGUCGACGACCAACUGGUGUUUAGCAACUACACCGAACUAUUGCGGGAAGGUCACAUUAUCAAACAGCCAGCAAUCCUAGGCAGCAAUCGUCGGGAAGGCGAACGCAGUAUUGACAAGGGUCUCAGCACCAGUGGACCUAAUACAACCCUCGCACUGGUCUACACAGUUGUUGCCUUUCUGUGCCCAGCCCAGCUGACCGCAAAGCUCCGCUACGAAGCUGGCUUGCCUACCUAUCGCUAUGAGUACAAGGGGAAUUUUAGCAACAUCUCUCCUUUACCUUGGAUGGGCGCUUACCACGCCUCUCCUCUCCCGCUCCUCUUUGGUACAACUGACAUCGCUUCCGCACACCCAUUCAACGUCACGCCCAGCACGGCCUUCGAAUUUCGUGAAGAUGAUAACGACACCGGCCUCCGUCAAGAACUGCAUGAAACCCUCAACAUAGACGUUGACACUCGCGAAGUAGAAGACACUGGUGGGAGUGGUGGAGAAGCUGACCAGAAGGGUGUAGAGCACUCUGACGAGCAAAAAAGGGAGAGCGAGGAGGGAAGCGAUGGCCAGUCUCCAGAUGACGCAGUGACGAAGAUGAUGUUUGCGGGUGAAAAAAAGAACCGCGAGGCCGGCACUGGCAGCCCAUGCUGCCACGAAGAUGACACUCGCGGCCUUGCUGAGAGAUUCACCGGUCGAUUGCUUAGAAGGUUCGCUUUUCAGGUGAAAUACACCGCCGAUGAUGGCCAGUACUAG